AUGGUCUCUGUCUCUGCGCUCUUUGCAGCUCUCUCCCUCGCCGGUUCGGCCUUCUCUCAGUCCUCUACAGCCUCGGACUACACUAUCCAAACGUCCCCGGCCUCUGAAUCUGCCUCCGACUCCAAUACGUCCGGCGGCGCAGACUCCACGGCCCUCGCCUCUAUGACCAGCGCUCUCAUUAACAACACUUCCUCUUCUGCUUCUUCGACCGGCAGCGGCUCUAGUGCAGCCUCUAGCGCGAGCGCAGUGGCCGGAUUCCCGGAUAGCUGUGGGAGUCAGUGCAACAAUAUCUCCACCAGCCUCUCUACAUGCGGCGUGGGGACUUCUCUGAACACUACCUGUCUCUGUACAGACUCGGUUGAGGCGGCGUACAGGGAUUGCUUGGAAUGUGCUCUGGGACUGUCGCCCGCCGAGACGACCCGGGCGACAUACCAAGAGAUUCUCGAUACCUUCGUCUCCCAAUGCGCGCUCGCGUCUACAUCCCCCGUGACGCUGCCUAGCGCUACCAUCACCUACCCCGCCUCCGUAAACACCUCCACCCUCGCACCUCUCACGACUUCCAACGGCUCCUCCGCCACUGCCAAUUCGUCCUCCACUUCUUCUUCAUCCAGCGGGUCGAGCUCGAGUUCGGCGGUUUCAACGACGUCUGGAGGGCCGGCAGCGACGAGUAGUGCGGCUACGAGUGCGGCGAGUUCGGGGAGCAGUUCGGGGGCGAGGAGGUUGUUCCCUGAGGAAGGUAUCUUGGGUCUUGGUUUGGGGGUGGUGGGAUUGUUGGGAGGAUUGCUUCUUGUCUAG
Cryptococcus wingfieldii CBS 7118 is the source of this 795-nucleotide messenger RNA. RefSeq lists its product as hypothetical. The record is from RefSeq and is a predicted model, not a curated record. Lineage: Eukaryota; Fungi; Basidiomycota; Tremellomycetes; Tremellales; Cryptococcaceae. Bases 1 to 795 code for a protein of 264 amino acids. The transcript has 3 exons.